Messenger RNA from Suillus fuscotomentosus, 1320 nucleotides. RefSeq lists its product as uncharacterized. Bases 1 to 1320 code for a protein of 439 amino acids. The record is from RefSeq and is a predicted model, not a curated record. NCBI's taxonomy places the organism in Eukaryota, Fungi, Basidiomycota, Agaricomycetes, Boletales, Suillaceae. The transcript is spliced from 8 exons.
AUGACAGCAGCCUCAGCUGCUGAGCCUCCCCACUUUGCUUCUGCAUCAGCUGAGGCAGCUUCAGGUGCGCAUGCGGUUGCUGCAGCUCCUCCUGCUGUUCAGCUGCCACAACCAUUACAUUUCAACAGCGCUGCUCCCCCUGGACCCAUCUUUCAAUCCCCACAACCACUGCAAUUCCACGCUUAUUCUCAGGCGAAUCCUUAUCCAGCCGGAACUUUCACUGCGCUGCCACCGCAUCAAUACCAACCUCCCGCCCAUCCUCAUCCUCCUGCGAGUAUGGGCGUUCCACUGCCAUAUUCUUACUAUCCAUCUGGUAUUCAGUUCAAUCAGUUCCGACCUCCAGGCCCUGUCCAGCAACAUCUGGGAUCAUUGGGCAACUUUUCAUUCAAUGAUAACAGGCGUCAUGAUUCCACAGGAGGCGGAUCGAGAGCAGCCAGCAGUACCGACCAUUUUCAAGAAGUCAAGAGAUUGAAGACAUAUGCUGCCGAAGUCUGCAGGAGCAAAGGGUUACCUGAAAACAGCUUAGAGGAAUUUGCUACUAUCAAUGAUAUCAAACUGAUGAUGAUCAAGCUCAUGGCUGAGUUGUCGUGCUUUCAUAAGAAGGUUCAAGCAGCCGAAGCAGCCAAGGUGCUCGAAUCGCUGGACUUUGAGUGUUCCUUAGCUGAUCGCCUUCGUGCAUGCUUACUGUCACCUAAUUUGACAGCAUAUGUCACUGAUCUUUCAGCAAAAAUCUAUGAUUUCUCCAAGAAAAAUCCAUCGGUCUUCAAAAUCCCUGUGGAAGCACUGCAGGACUCUGAUGCUAUGGAUCGGCUUGAUGUACUAAUGAAGAAGAUACUGACAGCACAGCAGGGAAAUAUGAAACAGAAGCUUAUUGCAUCAAUCAAGAAAUGUUCAGAUCUAAGCACACUGGCCCGCAGUCUUGCAGGCAACUGCACAGAGCUCACAAUGGCGCACUGGGCCCGGAUCGCAUUCAUGCGAUCUCUCCUAAUUGACUUCCGAACAUUAUGUUCUCGCCAGAAGACUACUAGCGCUCAACCCGAAGAAGCAUCAACAGGUCCAAGCCCGCAGCCCCAGCCUGAGACUGAUGAAGGUGGUGACAAUAACAUACCAAUUGGUGCUACUGCCAGUGCGAGCCAUGGACUUGGAGAGGAUGGGGAGGAUGAUAAUGACAAUGAGGAGGAGCGCACCUGGUCUUUUAGCCAGUAUUGGGAGUACCUUGAUAAGGUUCUUGACAAGCUUAAAGAGGAGGCUCGACAAAAGCAUGCGUUUCCUCAAGCACGCGCUGAUUAUAUCAAACAAUUUUUCACCGAAUGUCUUUAG